This is a messenger RNA of Racocetra persica, 301 nucleotides long. Lineage: Eukaryota; Fungi; Glomeromycota; Glomeromycetes; Diversisporales; Gigasporaceae. The record is from the annotation of a GenBank genome assembly.
AUGAGUUUGUCUAGUGAAGCAAAAAAAUGUUUAUGUGAAUCAUUACAUCAACAGUAUCUAAAUCAAAAGUUGGCUGAAUAUAAUAAAGCAAAAAAGCUUUUCAUAGAUUUAACAGAUCUUAACUAUAAACCUGGCCAUAGAAAUCAUAUGUAUUAUAAAUAUUUGCUUUCAUCCAAUAAUAAAAAUGAUACCGCACUUUUAGAAAAAUCAACCUCUUGCCCAAUACUUGAUAUUGAUGCCAGACAGAAACCCGAUCCUACCAAUUCUGAACUACCUUCCUUAGAUAGUGAAAAAAUUUCUC